AAAGAGAGAAAGGAAAAGUGAUUCGUCUUCAAUAAAAAUCUAGGACGAAGAAGAAGCAACAGGUUUCUUCAUUCCCUUCUUCUUCAAUUCUUCUCCUCUCUCUCUCUCUCUGGCUUUCGCUCUCGCUCCCCAGGCGUCUUUGACUCACUUUCCUCAAACCAAUUCAGCUUUCCUAAUCCCUCCUUCUAUAUAUAAACUAAAAUCCCAACAAACUGUAGCUCCCCCAAUUUCUUUCCCCAUUCUUUACUUUCUGUACAGAUUCAUUUCACCAAAAAGAAAUUAUACAAAUUCAGAAAUUCAUUUCAUUUUUUUGAACUCUUUGUGAAGAAAAAGCCUGUGUUCGAUCUAGGGCUUGUGAUUUGAAUCAGAGGCCAUGACGGUCCCGAUUGCUCUCUACGCAACUCCGCCAAGCAGUGUCUGCUCCCACGCCACCUUUGAUUUCGAAUUGACCUCCCGUUCCUCCACCUCCGCCACGUCGACGCCGUCCACGUCGCAGAAGCCGGCGGUCGGGGGCUUAUCCUGCCUGUUCUCAUCUUCCACGGUCAAGCACGCUUCUUCUUCGUCUUCGGGUUUCUCCGGCGGAGCCGAGGAGCUGAUGUGGCCUGAUCGAGGCGAAGAGCUGAGCAGCUCGUUUCGAUAUUCGCAGAGCAAGAUGAACAGAGAUCAGAGCCCGAUUUCGGUGUUUCAUGGGCCGGUUUCGAGUGGCAGCAGCGGGGUUUCGAGCUCGGCGAGGAGUCCUCCGAUGAGGAAUGCGAGGGAGAGGAGUUGUAGCGGUGAUGUGAGCUUGAACGCGAUGCGGUGUGGGAGUAGUCGGCUGUUUAAUGGCUUUAUAAGGGGCGCUUUGGGGUCUACUUGUGUGGAUUAUGACUCGCCGGUGCGAAAUGAGGAUGACUUGGAGAUGAGAUCAGCUGCUGUGUUGGAUGAAUUGACUUUCAGUAUGGAGGAUGGGUUUGGGGAUGGCAAUUUGGAGCCUUACGCAAGGGAGCUGCUCAUCGGCGCGCAGUUGAGGCAUAAGAUUUUCUAUGAAGACUAUGUUAUUAAGGCAUUCUAUCAGGCUGAGAAAGCGCACCGGGGGCAGAUGCGAGCGAGUGGUGAUCAUUAUUUGCAGCAUUGUGUUGAGACGGCGGUGCUGCUCGCAUUGAUCGGCGCUAAUUCCACAGUUGUUGCUGCAGGGCUUUUACAUGACACGCUUGAUGACUCUGUUAUGAGCUAUGACUAUAUUUAUGGGAAAUUUGGAGCAGAAUCAGCUGAUUUAGUCGAAGGGGUGUCAAAGCUAAGCCAUCUGAGUAAGCUUGCCCGUGAUAAUAAUACUGCGUGCAAGACAGUUGAGGCAGACCGUUUGCAUACCAUGUUUCUUGCCAUGGCAGAUCCUCGAGCUGUUCUCAUUAAACUGGCUGAUCGAUUGCAUAAUAUGAUGACACUGGAUGCAUUGUCCUUAACUAAACAACAGCGGUUUGCAAAAGAGACUUUGGAGAUCUUUGUGCCAUUGGCGAACCGGCUAGGAAUCUCAAGCUGGAAGGUGCAGCUAGAAAAUCUGUGUUUUAAACAUCUCAAUCCAGACCAACACCUAGAGCUAUCGUCUAAGCUUGAAGAUUCAUUUGAUGAUGAAAUGAUUACUUCUGCCACAGCGAGAUUGGACCAAGCUCUUAGAGAAAAAGCCAUAUCCUACCAUGUCCUCUGUGGACGACAUAAGAGCUUGUAUAGCAUCUACUGCAAAAUGUUAAAGAAAAAACUUAACAUGAGUGAAAUUCAUGAUAUCCAUGGUCUCCGUUUGAUUGUUGAGAAAGAGGAGGAUUGCUAUCAGGCAUUGGAAGUUGUUCGCCAGCUAUGGACUGAGGUUCCAGGGAAGUUCAAGGACUAUAUAAGACAACCCAAGUGUAAUGGGUAUCAGUCCCUUCACACCGUGGUCAUGGGUGGAGGCACGAUUCCCCUAGAAGUGCAGAUCCGAACAAAGGAGAUGCAUUUGCAAGCUGAGUAUGGAUUUGCUGCUCAUUGGAGGUAUAAGGAAGGUGAUAGUAAGCACCCAUCAUUUGUGCUUCAGAUGGUUGAGUGGGCAAGAUGGGUGGUCACUUGGCAAUGUGAGGCAAUGAGCAGAGACCGGUCAUCUAUUACUUAUGCCGACUCCAUCAGGCCACCUUGCACGUUUCCUUCUCAUUCCGACGACUGCCCUUAUUCUUACAAAUCCCACUGUGGUGAGGAUGAGCCAGUGUUCGUCAUCAUGAUAGAGAAUGACAAGAUGUCUGUGCAAGAGUUUGCUGCAAACUCAACUAUCAUGGAUGUGGUUGAAAAAGCUGGGCGCGGGAGCAUGAGGUGGACGACAUAUGGACUCCCACUUAAACAAGAACUAAGGCCUAGGCUGAACCAAAUGCCAGCGAGUGAUCCUACAUGCAAGCUGCAGAUGGGGGAUGUAGUGGAGCUGACUCCAGCUAUCCCUGAUAAGUCAUUGACAGAGUACAGGGAAGAAAUCCAACGUAUGUAUGACCGGGGUAGGACCGUAUCAAGUUUAGGCUCCCCUGCUAGAAGCAUGGUAGGCUGGAGAAGAUGACCUUGUGCUUGAUUGCCCCAUUUAUAGUGUAUUCCGGGCCGCGCAUGGGUAUUUGUAUAUAAAAUCAAAAGCAUUUGUACAGAACAGCUACACGGUUCUGCUAUUUGAUGGCUAACUGAAUUCAUCACGAGUGUAAAACGGUUUAUCUUGGGAGUUCCCAUAUUGAAUGCACUAUAUAUGUUUCAUCUCCAA
This is a messenger RNA of Argentina anserina (silverweed cinquefoil), 2737 nucleotides long. RefSeq names its product probable GTP diphosphokinase RSH2, chloroplastic. The transcript has 5 exons. The record is from RefSeq and is a predicted model, not a curated record. Bases 374 to 2545 code for a protein of 723 amino acids. Gene Ontology annotation, biological process: guanosine tetraphosphate metabolic process. Lineage: Eukaryota; Viridiplantae; Streptophyta; Magnoliopsida; Rosales; Rosaceae. Gene Ontology annotation, cellular component: chloroplast.